This is a messenger RNA of Octopus bimaculoides (California two-spot octopus), 1342 nucleotides long. Its product is annotated as BET1 homolog. The record is from RefSeq and is a predicted model, not a curated record. NCBI's taxonomy places the organism in Eukaryota, Metazoa, Mollusca, Cephalopoda, Octopoda, Octopodidae.
GCAGUACACACAAUGUGAUGACGUUUACAACAACUUGAUGACGUUUACACGGCUUUGAAGUGGAUCAACAAACACCAGCUGAAGAUGAGGCGACAACAUAUCCAAGACCCGGGUAUUCAGACAACACAUGACGCACCUGGAAAUAGUUUUAUUGAAGGUGAAAAUGAUAAGUUAGAAAGUUCGCUCAAGGGUAAAGUAAAGGCCCUGAAAUCGCUCAGCAUUGAUAUAGGUACAGAAAUACGGACACAGAACACAUUUCUGGAUCAAAUGGAUUCAGAUUUUGAAGGAUCAACAGGUCUUCUACAGAAAACUAUGCAUCGUUUAAAAGGAAUUACCAAAGAAGGACACUGGAAAAUAUGGCUUUACCUCUUCCUCUUCACAUUAUUUGUUUUUGGAGUUUGUUGGUUGGUUGUACGCACCAGGUGACAAGUUUCCACUGUAAAUCAGUCUUCAGUGAAAUUUGCUCCCCUCAUUCUCUCUCUCUCUCUCUCUCUCUCUCUCCCCUUCUCUCUCUUCCACCAUCUUCCUUGUUUUGCUAUCACCCUCUCUCUCUCUCUCUCUCUCUCUUUCUCUUUUGGUUAUCUCCCUCUUUGUCUUUCACCAGAUCCCCCUCCACUCCAUUUUAUCGUUAAGUGAUGAUUAACCCUUUGCAAAGUGAAAAUACACAACACUUCAAAUACCUGGAAGACUAUUUACUACAAGUAUGCAAAUACACACACACUCACACACAUGGAUACUCACACAAGUGGUCAGUGAGUCAUGCACACAUGAAUACUCACUGACCUGUAUACUCAAUUUGGUUAGCAUUCAGCAAAAAAUAUCCUCCUCCACCUGACUCGGUAAUUCCUCGCAGCCCCAUUGUACAACUCUGGAACUCUGGAACUCUCUCUGUCCCUCUUUCCUGCUACAGAGAUAACAGUCUCUCCUUACUUCUUGAAUCAUGCUGACUCUAUAUUCUUUGGUCCGAACAUCAAUAACCCAUUCUAUCAUAACUAAGUCCACUUGAAGUAUAUAUUUCACUCCCACCCCCCAUUACACCCAUGUACUAAUCCUUGCAUUCUUGCAUUUCUAUUAUAUUUUUUUUCUUGGAUUAUCCCAAACAUAUUGUUUCAACCCAAAUAUAAUAUAUAUAUAUAUAUAUACAUAUAUUAUAUAUACACACAUGCACACAUACAUACAUACAUAUGUACCUGGAAUUUCCUGUGUAAAUUCUUUUUCCAUCAGAUGUGGAGAGUUAAUCUCUCCUGAAGAGAAAGGAGACCCUGAAGAGACAAUUGACUCUUUUGUCUCCCCUCAUCCCCCAACACUGCAAAUAAAGUAUUAAAAAUCAAAAUUGUUAAAA